AUGAGCAGAGCUGUGAAUCGAAAAUGGACUUUGGGCCUCAUUUUCCUCGGCAUAGUGGUCGUACUGUGGAUUCUGUCCUCUUUCCUGAUAAACCUCAUUUUCGAAGAUGGAUCGUACAGAAAACCGUUUUUACUCACAUACGUCAACACGGCGUCGUUCGUAUUCUACCUGUUGCCCACUUUCAAAGCCGUGUGUGUCAAUUACUGGAAAACUGGUAGUUUCCACAUCCACCGCGAGCUCGUGAUCGAGGAAGAGGGACGCAGACCGUCGGACGACGAGUCUCAGCUGGUGCUGCAGCACUCAAGUCUGGAUCCCUCAUCAUCCGAACUCACCACUUCCACAUCGCCUCUGGUGCCAAAAGAUAGCAGCAACGUUCCCACAGAUGCCCUCACGGGCGCCAAGCUCUCGCUGUCGGCCACCAUACAGCUCAGUGCCCAGUUUUGUAUCCUGUGGUUUUUCGCCAAUCUGGUCACAAACGCAUCGCUGUCCUAUACAUCGGUGGCCUCUCAAACCAUUCUUUCAUCCACAUCGUCCUUUUUCACCUUACUCGUGGGAUCAUUAUUCCACGUCGAAAGUAUAAACCGUGUGAAAAUUAUAGGAUCGUUGGUUUCCUUCAUGGGCAUCGUGUUAGUGACCAAAUCGGACGCUGACACUUCCGCCAACGCGGGUGAUAUCCAUUCUGCAGUUCCUUUCAAGUUUCACAACGGCAUAGACUCCAGUAACACCGAGGCUUUUGUCAUAUUUUGUGGAAAUUUGCUCGCCCUUGCAGGAGCACUAUGCUACGGACUGUACUGCACGCUUCUGAAGUGGCGGAUCAAGGACGAAAGCAAGGUCAACAUGAAAAUCUUUUUUGGGUUCGUGGGUUUAUUCACACUUGUACUGCUCUGGCCCACCAUUAUUUUCUUGCACGUCAUGGGCUGGGAGACGUUCGAGUUGCCAAGUACCCCAAGAAUCACAUUUAUCGUUCUUUUCAACUGUUUGAUCACAUUCGUUAGCGAUUUCUGUUGGGCCAAGGCUAUGCUCUUGACAUCACCAUUGACAGUCACUGUCGGUCUCAGCACCACGAUUCCGUUCGCCAUGCUGGGCGAUUUUCUUUUCAAAGAGAGACCUAUGUCAUUUCUCUACUUAUUAGGUGCCGUACUAAUAUGCGGCAGCUUCUUCAUUGUCAACAGGGAUUCCGAAGGAGAAUUGAGUAAUGAAGAGGCUUGA
Messenger RNA from Lachancea meyersii CBS 8951, 1209 nucleotides. The record is from the annotation of a GenBank genome assembly. Lineage: Eukaryota; Fungi; Ascomycota; Saccharomycetes; Saccharomycetales; Saccharomycetaceae.